AUGAGCACUUUUCGUCAGCAGGCCGUGCCACUUCCCGCUCAUGCCUCGGCAGUAUCGACUAGCACGUCACCUCCCGCCCAGAAGAAUGCGCGCGCACCCUAUCCCGACAUGCUAGGCUCGCCGCCGGUCCCUCCCCCGAGGACCUCCUCAACUGCCCACAGUCGCCGCAGUCCAAAUGGAACCUCUAUAGAUAAAACCGGCAGCUCCCACCAAGGCAAGAGCAGGUCUGAUCGAAAAGACUCCCGUGAUCGCACGCGUGAUGACCGAAAUGGCAGAUCACGGAGGCACCAGCCUGAGGAAACGUCUCGCGAAACACAACAAUCAAGGGCGGCACUAUCAAUUGCAAACCCCACCGAGUCUGAAAUGGAUAGUCGUCAUGGCCGUGGAGACUUUGCCAAAGAACCAAGCGUGGAAGACAAUUCUGUGCUGGGCAAUGACCACGUUGUGUACCAAGAGCGAAAACAAGUGCGAUCAGCCGGCACAGAGAAUACCUCUUCAUCUGGAUUCGGUGCCGCUAGCGCCGACAUCGCGGAGGAGGCUCGUGGGCCUCGAAGUCGCCACGAUUACAGUAAUGGAAACGUUGUCAAGCGCAAGGAAACCACAUUUGGCUCGUACAUUCUCGGACAAACCCUCGGCGAGGGUGAGUUCGGAAAAGUCAAGCUAGGAUGGAAGCGCGACGGCAGCAUCCAGGUGGCAAUCAAGCUCAUCCGGAGAGACACUCUGGGGACAAACCCUAGCCGACUACCGAAAAUCUACCGUGAAAUCGCUAUCCUACGUGAGCUGGCACACCCCAACAUUGUGCGCCUCCACGAAAUGGUGGAAACCGACCGCCAUAUUGGCAUCAUCAUGGAAUAUGCUUCUGGAGGUGAACUAUUCGAUUACAUCUUGAAUAAUCGAUAUCUCAAGGACAAUUCUGCACGCCGACUUUUUGCUCAGCUGGUUUCCGGGGUUGGUUAUCUGCAUAAGAAGGGUAUUGUGCACCGUGAUCUCAAGCUGGAGAACUUGCUACUCGAUCGGAAUCGCAACAUCAUCAUUACUGACUUCGGAUUCGCCAACACCUUCGAUCCGGUCGAUCCUCUAGACGAGGAAAUCGAGUACAACUUAACCAACAAGGAAUACGUGAAACGGAAGCGGCUAGACAAGAUUGGUACAAAUGGGCUAAGGCGAGGUGAUCUGAUGCAGACCAGCUGUGGCAGUCCCUGCUAUGCAGCCCCCGAGCUUGUCGUGAGUGAUUCUCUAUACACAGGCCGGAAAGUGGAUGUCUGGAGUUGUGGUGUGAUUUUGUAUGCUAUGUUGGCGGGGUACUUGCCCUUCGAUGACGACCCAGCGAACCCAGAUGGCGAUAACAUCAAUCUUCUUUACAAAUAUAUUGUAUCCACCCCUCUCACAUUCCCAGAAUACGUCACACCACACGCUCGCGAUUUAUUGAGACGGAUAUUGGUUCCCGACCCUCGGAAACGUGCAGACCUGUUCGAGGUUGCCCGCCACAGCUGGCUCAGCGAGUUCUCGAACAUUGUGUCUCAUAUCACAAGCAGUACGACUGACGUUGUGGAUAUUGCUAACACAACGAUUCCGUCUGAAACCCAAAAAGACGCACCGCCUCUCGUCCGCAGUGCCUCAGUGCGCGAACCACCCAAGACACAUCAGAACAAUGCUCCUGCUGUUGGUGGUUUGAACCAUCAUGCUGGAGAUGUUUCUCAAGAUCCGCCGUCCGAAAAGUCCAGGACCCCCCGUGAUGCUAAGCGGAGAACGGUACAAGUAGAAUAUGUUCCUCCUCUAUCACAGACAACACGAGGAGAACCUCCGGUAGAACCGUCUACAUCACGCAGCCGAGCCCCGGCCCCAACCCAGGCCCAAAUUGCGGCUUCCGUGCAGCAAUUGACAGAGCCCGCACAACAGCAUGCAGAUGCAUCGGCACUCAACUUCAACAAGUCACUUCCAGGAUACUUCCCGCGCUCGACCUCAGACAAUGCAACACUUUCUGGGUCACACACAACUGCGAUGUCUCAAGGGCCUCGGCCAGCCACCGGUGCAUCUAUGAGCUCCCUUGGAAACACUGGUCGUCUGCCUUCUCGCGGCUCUUAUGGACAGCCGGUGGCUCCCACUGUUACCGCAACUAACACAGAAGGCCGCUUAGCACAGCCCAAGAGCAAACAAUUUGCCCUUGCACAGGAUCCUACGCAGGCAUCGAGCACAUCUAUCGGUCGUCCAAGCACCCAGAUCCAGCAAUUGCCUUCAACCUUCAACGUUACACCUCGACAAGAGCCGCCAAAGGGCCACAAGAGGUCCAAUACUGUCUCUAGCCUAGGCGAGAAGCUUUUCGGUCGUUCUGGUUCAUUAUUGGGUGGCCGUUCGCAGUCUAAUGCUACUCGUACAAAGCAGGACAAGCGUUACCCCCCUGUCAGCAUGAAGGAGCCUCAACUGAAAGACAACUCUAGAAUGUCCAUGGAUUCCCGCCGCUCGGUGCAUUACCCCCACAAUCGCAAAACAAGCGAGAAUGGCGCAGAAAACCGACCUCGUCGAUUCUCACUACUCCCACAAUCCUUCUCCUUCCGAGGUUUCUCUAAUGCCCGGGCUCAGACUCCCGAAGAAACCUCGCAGGUCCCUCGUUCCGUAGACCCCCGUUCUCCGCAACGCCCCGCCACGGACCCUUCGGGUCCAGCGCAGGGUCGUUCUCGGGCGACAAGCUAUGGCACGCAAGAUGCCAUGGGAAUUGUUGAUGAGGGACCUGGUGAUGAUGUUCACACCGAACCCGAACCUCUUAGCUACGAGGCUCAAAUCGAUCGACAGUUUGCAGACCUAGGAUCUCAAUUUGAUCACCAGAGUGGUUCCUUUGGAGUUCCCUCGGCUGAGCAAGUCUACCAAAACCCUGCAGACCAUUCUGGUCACCAAAACCAGUUGUCCAAGUCAAACUACUACGAUGACUACAACGGCCCAUAUGAGAACGUGCCCAAGCAGUCGAUGCAGGUUGGUCGAUUAGGGCGUGGGCCUGGUGUUUUGCACAAAACCCACCGCAAGUUUGCCGAUGCCUAUGAAAAUGAGCGCGAUGGUUCUCACCAUUCCGGCAGUUCUGGGGCAGCACGCAAAGUUAUGGACUUCUUCCGAAGACGUGCCAAGUCCCGUAUCGGUGAUGACCGUUGA
This is a messenger RNA of Penicillium digitatum Pd1, 3141 nucleotides long. RefSeq names its product putative serine/threonine protein kinase (Kin4). Gene Ontology annotation, cellular component: cytoplasm. The record is from RefSeq and is a predicted model, not a curated record. Gene Ontology annotation, biological process: protein phosphorylation; intracellular signal transduction. Lineage: Eukaryota; Fungi; Ascomycota; Eurotiomycetes; Eurotiales; Aspergillaceae. Gene Ontology annotation, molecular function: ATP binding; protein serine/threonine kinase activity.